Molecule: messenger RNA, 573 nt
Organism: Alnus glutinosa
Lineage: Eukaryota; Viridiplantae; Streptophyta; Magnoliopsida; Fagales; Betulaceae
Exons: 1
Coding region: 208-417 (69 amino acids)
Source: RefSeq, a predicted model, not a curated record
CCAGGUGAUCAACUCCCCUAAACCUCCUCCAGUCCUCCCCACACUCUCUUUAUCUACUUUCCUUCCCACCAAAGUCUCUACUCUCUGUCUCUCUCUCUCUCUCUCUCUCCCUUCCUUAUAUAAACGCCAAAAUCUCUCUUAGUCUCUACUCUCUCUGUCUCUGAUCUCUCUUCCACAAUUCCAGGGCACAGAAGGAAAGCCUGAAGGAUGUCGGACUGGGGCCCUGUGUUUGUGGCUGUGGUGCUGUUCGUACUGUUAACUCCAGGUCUGCUUUUCCAGGUGCCCGGGCGCCACGGCUGCGUGGAGUUUGGCAACUUUCAGACCAGCGGGGCAUCCAUUCUCAUCCAUUCCCUCCUCUACUUUAGUCUCAUUUGCAUCUUCUUGCUCGCCGUUAAGAUUCACUUGUAUCUUGGUUAACCCCCCAACCCAAAAAAAAAAAUGGAGAAUUGGGGGGUGUGUGUUUUUAUUCAUAUCAUUUGUAACAUGAGCCGAUCGAGUGUUCUACGUACAUGUUAAUUCUAGUUAUUGAGUAAUAAUAUUGAGAAGGGCUUCUGAUUUGAGCGUGUCAUCUUA